Lottia gigantea (owl limpet) is the source of this 822-nucleotide messenger RNA. RefSeq lists its product as hypothetical. The coding region runs from base 1 to 822 and encodes 273 amino acids. The record is from RefSeq and is a predicted model, not a curated record. The transcript has 2 exons. Lineage: Eukaryota; Metazoa; Mollusca; Gastropoda; Lottiidae.
AUGGCUUACCGUUUGAGUCCAGCCACCCAAUCAAUUGGUUCAUCUCCAUUUGCCAUGCUCUUUGGUAGAGAAAUGAGACUUCCCAUAGAUAUCCAGCUGAUUCCAAAAGAAACACUACCAAGAGUCAAGCAGGGGUUAGCACCAAAAUUGUGCAAGAAAUGGCUUGGACCUUAUUAUAUAGUAGACAAUAAACCAAACCAUACUUUUAAAUUACGAAGAUUCUCGGAUGACAAGCCUUUAAAAUCUCUUGUCAAUGUUGCUCGUUUAAAACAGUAUUAUGAUCCAGCUACCCGCCCUACUAAUAUCCCUGAAAUAUCAGACGGAGAAAUGGAUCCAGAAGAAAUUACUGAGGAAUCUGCACAAAUGUUGGAUGAACCCCAAAAUCAUACUCAGCCAGACAAUACACAUCCAUUAGAUCAGCAACCAACACAAAGACAUAAACAGCUGUCAGAUGAUCAAAUUGAAAAAAUAAUUAAAUGUGCAAAUUACCAAGGUGGAAAAGUAUAUAAGGUUAAACUUGAAAUUGGUCCAACACAAUGGGAGAAAGCAGAUUCCAUACCAGAAAUGUUACGUCAAGAGUUCCAUGCAACCAAAACAGCAGAUGGAAAGAAAAGAAAACGCCCACUGCAGGCCAAUAAAUUCUUUUAUAACAAGAAUCAAAUAUCUAGCAUCCAGAAGGGAACCACUGAUCAAGAUAAUAAAAAUAAAAUGUCAUUUUAUAACCUACUAAACAAAGUAACAGCAUGUAUCAAUAAACAAGAUGAGAGAAGAAUAACAUUCCAAAUCAUUAAAAUAAAAUAUGAAAAUACCAAAAUCAAGUAG